AUGAGAUUGCUCGGAAACACUGUCACCGUGCUGAGCAUGAUGCUUCCCCUUCAAGGAAUGUCGGCUUUGGCACAGAAUAUGUCGUACGGAGCCGAUAACUUCUACCGCAGCGAUGUUGUGAAGGUCACACCCAUCACCUUCCAGGAUCAAUACCGCACCACAAUCCAGGGAAACCUUUUCACCCGCAACAAUCUGACCCACGGCAUUAGCUCCCCUGCUAUUGUUGUUGGCCAUCCAAUGAGUGCGGUGAAGGAGCAGAGCGCAAACCUCUACGCCACCAAAUUGGCUGAGCAAGGCUUUGUCACCGUCUCGUUGGAUCUUCCUUUCUGGGGCGCCAGCGGCGGUGAGCCACGCAACGGGGUAUCCCCAGAUAUCUAUGCCGAAGCAUACAGUGCCGCCGUCGACUAUCUCGGCACCCAGGACUUUGUGGAUCGCGAGCGGAUUGGUGCCCUCGGUGUCUGUGGAAGCGGCGGUUUCGUGGUCAGUGCAGCAAAGAUUGACCCACGGCUGAAGGCUAUCGCAACAGCAAGCAUGUACGAUAUGGGCGCCGUAAACCGCGAUGGGCUACGGAAGUCACAGAGCCUCGAGGAGCGCCAGGCUAUCAUCGCCGCAGCCGCGGAGCAGCGCUGGGUCGAGGCGAAUGGGGGUGAAAUCCAGUACUCCGGCGGCGUCCCAAGUCAAAUCACAGCCAACACGAGUGUCGUCGACCGCGAGUUCUAUGACUACUACUUUACUCCACGUGGCGAGUUCAUUCCCGAAGGCACCAGGCGGGAGCUGGAAACACAACGGACAACUACCAGUAACCCGAAGUUUAUGAAUUUCUACCCGCUCAAUGAUAUUGAUUCGAUUUCGCCCCGCCCUCUUCUAUUCAUUGCAGGUGACCAGGCACACUCGCGUGAGUUCAGCGAGUACGCUUAUGCAAAUGCAAAGGAGCCUAAGGAGCUGGUCUGGGUGGCAGGUGCCGGUCACGUCGACCUCUAUGAUCGUGUGGGCCUCAUUCCUUUCGACAAGCUCACCCAAUUCUUCCGGGUGAACCUUCGUUAG
This is a messenger RNA of Penicillium brevicompactum, 1044 nucleotides long. Its product is annotated as alpha/beta hydrolase. Lineage: Eukaryota; Fungi; Ascomycota; Eurotiomycetes; Eurotiales; Aspergillaceae. The record is from RefSeq and is a predicted model, not a curated record. The coding region runs from base 1 to 1044 and encodes 347 amino acids. The transcript has a single exon.